AGUGUAACUUGCGAUAAAGGUAGAUUGAUCGGACACGUUGCUUGUAUUUGGUCAGUGACUGGAGUGAAAUAAGUAGCCAGCAAUACAAGUUGAGCACUAUCAAGGCGAUAAAGUUGGCAACGUGAACUUUGUGGAAAUAGGACCUUCAAAAUAACUCAUUAUUGUAUGCCAGUUAACAAUACACUUUGUUGAAGAAACGGUCAAUAGAAGCAUGCACAAAGUGUGCCUCGUUUUGUUUUUAUUUGCCUCCGUCUACUCUGAGUCGGUAUGGGAGACAUGGAUGCCCAUGAAGACGACCCAAGCUAUUUCUCAUGACGAGCUCAUCUCGUCUGGAGACUCCGCCAACGGCUCAGACUUUGGCUUCCCCGAUGAGGAGCAUGACACAAUUGACAACGAGGACAAGACGGACGACAAUGAGGAUUAUGACGACUUCUCUGGCUCUGGCGACGGAGUACCAACUAUUACAAUCAAAAAUGACAAUACCAUGAAAUCAAAGCCUUCUAUGAACAACAAGAUUCCAGACCUGAGGCUCAAACCCACAGUGAACGAGAUUCAAUUGGUCCAGAAGAACAAUGAAGUGUCAGUAUGGGUUUCUCCCAAGCCUGAGGAGCACCCAUCGAACGUACUGAUGGCCCAUGCAGGGGAGGAGAGCAUCUUCAACAAGACUGAGGUCCUAGCAGCUCUUAUUGCUGGUGGAGCAGUGGGGCUGUUCUUUGCUGUCCUUCUCAUCCUCCUGCUUGUCUACCACAUGAAGAAGAAGGAUGAAGGCAGCUACGACCUGGGAAAGAAGCCCAUCUACAAGAAGGCUCCCACCACAGAGGUCUACGCAUAAAGCCCACCUUCGCCGGGCCACUUGCCUCUUGAAAGCAAACCUCUCCUCUUGUCUGUACAGCCGGGAAGUACCAGAGGGAGAAACCGUCACAGGCAAAAAACUGCUUCUCUUCUACCAUGAGUUCUACAAUGGUUCGUUUAAAUAAAAAAUCGGAAACACUUUAUUAACUGUCCGUUAAUAGGAAGAGGACCAUUUCAGCUGCCAAACAAUGCAGUGCAAGAUAUUGAUGUUUUUUCUUGCCCAUGUAAAAACAAAAGUGUACAUUCUGCAGCGACACUGCAGCAAAAUCUUGACAUUUCCCUCCCACCUUCUCUUUAAUGACACUAACAAGGUGAAUGAGACCUUCACACUCAUGCACCUGACAUGGUACAAAUAUUGGUACGGCUAUUUAUUUUCCUCCCCCUCUAACCUUGGUACCCAUUCUUGUGUUAAUACUGCUAAUACAGAAGUCUGUCACUAUUGCAUUUUAUAUUUGCAGUGCAUUUGUAAAGUAUUCAGACUGCAUUUUUCACAUUUUGUUAUACAGCCUUAUUCUAAAAUGUAUUGAAUGGGGGGGGUCUCCUCAAUCUACUACACCUAAUACCCACCCCAUAAUGACAAACUAAAAAUAAUACUGAAAUAUCACAUUGUCAUAAGUAAUCAGCACCUGUACUUUGUUGAAGUACCUUUUGGCUGCGACUACAGCCUUGAAUCUUCUUGGGUAUGACGUUGCAAGCUUGGUAAACUUGUAUUUGGAGUUUCUCACAAUCUUCUCUGCAGAUCCUCUCGAGCUCUCAGAUUGACUGCACAGCUAUUUUCAGGUCUCUCCAGAGAUGUUCGAUUGGGUUCAAGUCCGGGCUCUGGCUAGGCCAGUCAAGGACAUUCAGAGGUCCCGAAGCCACUCCUGCAUUACCUUGGUGAACCUCCCAGUCUGAGAACCUGUUCCAGAGCGCUCAGGACUUCAAGGAUCUUUCCCUUGAUCCUGACUAGUCUCCCAGUCCCUGCAGCUGAACAUCCCCACAGCAUGAUCAAAUCAAAGUUUAUUUGUCAUGUGUGCUGAAUACAACAGGUGUAGUAGACCUUAGCGUGAAAUGCUUACUUACAGGCCAACAGUGCAAAAAAGGUAUUAGGGUGAACAAUGGGUAUGUAAAGAAAUAAAAAUAACCGUAGCGAAGUCGGCUGAUUUGAGGUAGUAUGUAGAUAUGGUUAAAGUGACUAUGCAUAUAUGAUAAACAGAGUAGCAGCAGCGUAGAAGGGACACACACAAACACAAUGUAAAUAGUCCGGGUAGCCAUUUGGUUACCUGUUCAGGAGUCUUAUGGCUUGGGGGUAAAAACUGUUGAAGCCUUUUUCUCCUAGACUUGGCACUCCGGUAUCACUUGCCAUGCGGUAGUAGAGAGAACAGUCUAUGGCUGGGAUCUUUGACAAUUUUUAGGACAGCCUGGUGUAGAGGUCUUUGAUGGCAGGCAGCUUAGCCCCAGUGAUGUACUGGGCCGUACGCACUACCCUCUGUAGUGCUCUGCGGUCAGAGGACAAGCAAUUGCCGUACCAGGCAGUGAUGCAACCAGUGCUCUCGAUGUUGCAGCGGUAGAACCUCUUGAGGAUCUGAGGACCCAUGCCAAAUCUUUUUAGUUUCCUGAGGGGAAAUGGGCUUUGUCGUGCCUGUCUUGGUGUGUUUGGACCAUUCUAGUUCCACUAUAGCCCCGUCGAUGAUGCUGCCACCACCAUGCUUGUCCUUCUGGAAGAUUCUCCCAUCUCCACAGAGGAGCUCUGUCAGUGACCAUCAGGUUCUUGGUCACCACCCUGACCAAAGCCCUUCUCCCCCGAUUGCUCAGUUUGGCCGGGCUGCCAGUUAUAGGAAGAGUCUUGAUGGUUCCAAACUUCUUCCAUUUAAAAAUGGUGUUCUUGGGGACCUUCAAUGCUGCAGAAUUGUUUUGUUUUUUGGUACCAUUCCCCAGUUCUGUGUCGACACAAUCCUAUCUCUGAGCUCUGCGGACAAUUCCUUCGACCUCAUGGCUUGGUUUUUGCUCUGAUGUGCACUGGGGUGUGUUUUCAAAUCCUGUCCAGUCAAUUGAAUUUACCACAAGUGGGCUCUAAUCAAGUUGUAGGAACAUCUUAAGGAGGAUCAAUGGAAACAGGAUGCACCUGAGCUCAAUUUCAAGUCUCAUAGCAAAGAGUCUGAAUACUCAAGGUUUUCAUAUUUUCAGAUGGGGGGGGUUAUUUUACCCAAUUGAGAAUCAGGCUGUAGAGGGAAAGGCGUCUGAAUACUUUCCGUGUUUGUGUGGUAUCAUGAUUGGUUACGUUUUGAUUCAAAUGUAUUUUGUCAAGAACAGAUUGUCUGAAGUGAAUCCCACAUUGAUGAAAAUAACUUGGUACAUGCUACCAUGUCACUAGCAGUGGCCAAGCUUGAUCCUCCAAGGUGUUUUAUGAUUUAAUUUGAACGGUGCACAAAUCGGCAUGAUGUUAUUCCUCUCGGACAACUCGCUGUGUGAAUACACCCGCAUUCCACCCACUCAAUUAUAUCAUACAUGCAUGACUGGUGAUCUCAUUUUUUUCAUGUCGGGCCUUAUCUCAGUGAUGCCCAUGCUUGUAAACUAAGCUAUUUAAAUAGGUUAUGGUUUAUCGCUGUUGACAGAAAACAACAAGACUCGUCACUGCACGUGGACUAUACGCUUCCAGGGAUCUGUAAUAUAGCCAUUUGAAUAAAUGUUAAACUUGGUACUUGUCAGAUGUUUAUUUACCAAAUAUUUUAAAAUGCCAAAUAAAAAAAUCAUCUUCCCAAUACUUUCAGGUUAACAUUACUGUAAAUGUUUGGAAUAAUUGGUUUCUUCAUGCCUAAGAAGCCUAUAAUGAGAAGGUUUUUUUUUAAAUUACCAAUGCUAGUACUAUGUUUUUAGUAGAUUACUUGUUAAAAAAAUGGUAUUUAACUGUCAUAUUUUGUCUCAGGUUGGCACUUCCCCUUUAAGUUGUAUGUGUUAACAUUUUUAUGUACACACAAAGCAGGUUUUUUUUUUUUUUUUUUUUUUGUAAGGGUUUGAUUUCUUGUAAACAAUUUUAAGCUGUUUUAUGUUUUGUAGAAGGAUUGCUAUGAAAUUGUUCAGAGGAACUGAAUUGAGCCAUGUCAUUUGCAUGGGGGGAAAAAAUAUGCUGCUUUGUCACAACGAGAUGUGACGCUCAAUUGAGUGUUGAAGUCAAUAAAUCAUUGAUUUCUGCACGCAGGUUCUGAUUUAUAUUUGGAAAUAAAGCUGUUUUUAUGCACAUGAA
This is a messenger RNA of Oncorhynchus masou masou (cherry salmon), 4075 nucleotides long. RefSeq names its product syndecan-4-like. The transcript has 5 exons. Bases 212 to 832 code for a protein of 206 amino acids. Gene Ontology annotation, cellular component: cell surface; membrane. Gene Ontology annotation, biological process: cell migration. NCBI's taxonomy places the organism in Eukaryota, Metazoa, Chordata, Actinopteri, Salmoniformes, Salmonidae. The record is from RefSeq and is a predicted model, not a curated record.